Octopus bimaculoides (California two-spot octopus) is the source of this 3070-nucleotide messenger RNA. RefSeq lists its product as uncharacterized. NCBI's taxonomy places the organism in Eukaryota, Metazoa, Mollusca, Cephalopoda, Octopoda, Octopodidae. Gene Ontology annotation, biological process: regulation of transcription by RNA polymerase II. Gene Ontology annotation, molecular function: RNA polymerase II transcription regulatory region sequence-specific DNA binding; DNA-binding transcription factor activity, RNA polymerase II-specific. The record is from RefSeq and is a predicted model, not a curated record.
UUUCAAGUGCAAAACCAACGGAAAGUACCAAAAAACAAAAAAACAAAAAAAAAAAAAAUAAAUAAAAUAAAAUAAAAUGAAAGAAAUACGAAAAAAAGAGAAAAACGUGGAAUAUUUUUAAAUCUCGUAAAAAAAACCUCCCACAACUUAGAAUAAAAUAAAACAAAAAGAUGAAAUAUUUUAUUUACGAAUAUAAUUUGGAAGAAUUCCCAGGAAAAUUAUAACUAAGAUCUGCCGUAAACAUACUUUGGAAUAUGUACCAGGACUAAUCUACCUUGUAUCGUCUACAUAGAGAGAUACAUACACAUUCACACGCGCGCGCGCAAUAUAUUUAUAUAUAUAUAUACACACAUUCAUAAAUACUAUAUGUAUAUAUAUAAAAAUAUAUAUAUAUUAUAUAUAUGUAGAUAUACAGUUGUCUUUUUAUAUAGAUACAUAAUUUUGUGUGUGUGAGUGUGCUUGUGUGUGUGUGUAUAAAUAAAUAUAUAUAUAUGUAUGUGUGUAUAUAUAUAUAUAUAUAUAUAAAUAUAACGCAGUCGCAACUACCUGGUUAUUCUCCGUUGAGUAAAUUACCCACAAAAGCAACAACAAUGGUAAAAGCAAAAAUAUAUAAAUCAAAAGAAGAAUACUAAAAGAAAAACAAAACAAAAAAACUCGCAUUGAGAAGGAUAACCACAAUUGCAUCAGCAGCAGCAACAACAAAAACAGCAGCACCGGCUGAAGCGGUAGCAUCAACAGGAACUGUGACUGUGACGACACUACAGCUGUAGCACAAACGCAAGUAAGACGACCGAACGACAAGAGGAGUACCACUGCCACCGCCACUGCCAACCCAUCCUACUACUACUACUACUACUACUACUACUACUAGUAGUAGUAUGAAUACUAGCAACGACGGAUUUCGUUGCAGUAGUAAAACAACAAAAAUAUUUACUAUAUAAACAAACAAUGCCAACCAACAAAAGCAUAGUGGUGAUUCGAACCAUGAAGUUUAAACUCUGAAAAUCCUGUAUAACGAGAAAGUUAAUCAUUGUUUUCAUGUAGAUUGGAUGUCUGCUACUGUGUCAUCAUCGCAUCCGCCUGCAUCCACAUAUAAUUAAGCGCUGCUGCUGCUGCUGCUGCCACUACUACUACUACUACUACUACUACUACUACUACCACCAUCAGCACCACUACCACCACUACCACAACCACCACCGCCAACAACAACAGCAAUAAAUUACAAUUGUGAAACACUUUCGCCUUAUAAAGGAAUAAUUGCAUGGAGAUAGAUACACGGCUGUUUUUGAAAAUACAUAUCUAUACAUAGGUGUGUAUAUAUAAAUAUAUAUAAAUAUAUAUAUAUAUAUUACACACACACAUAUAUAUAUAUAUAUUUCUAUAUUCAAUGACAUUUUACUUUUGUUUACGGAACUAAUGUAAGACGGAUUACAAGAUGGGCCCGAGUCCCGUGGAGGAGUUGGUUUUCUUAGACUUGGAGAGGUCGACCAAGGGGGCAUCGAAACAGAGACGGGACCAGAUCAAUGCACAGAUUAACAUGAUGCGAGAUUUGCUUCCUCUGGCCGAGACAGCGCGACAGCGACUCUCUCAGCUCCAGAUAAUGUCUCUUUCAUGUGUUUACAUUCGAAAGUGUAACAUCAUGAGCAGAUGGUUCGGGACCAGUAGUACUGCUUCGGAAACACCUUUUGACUUUUUCCAGGCGUUGGCUGGUUUCCUACUUAUUACUACAAGAGAUGGGAAGCUAGUCUACAUUUCAGAAAAUGUAACGGAAUAUUUGGGCCAUUCUAUGGUGGAUAUGAAGACUCAAGGGGACAGUCUUUUCGAUAUUAUCGAUAAAAGGGAUCACAUUACAGUCCAGGCACAGCUUUUAAGAGGGGGAACGGAUGUAAUUCCGGGACAGCCAUUAGCUUUCUUCUGUCGGAUGAAUAUGUCGAGAAGUGUUAAACGGCAAUCAGGCUUUGGUGACGUCAAAACAAUGCACGUCCGCGGCCAUUUUGUAGCAGUUCCUGAUCCAGAGCGAGGAGGGGAACAAUUAGUGUUCGCUUCAUUUUGUUAUCCCCUUAUAACUAUUGAUAGCAAAGAUACACUUUUGCUCAGCGAUACUAUGAUUUUCAAGUCGGCACACCGUCUGGACAUGACCUACUUGGAAAUAUCGCACAGUGGUGAAUUUCACUUGGGAUUUUCGAGCGAAGAAAUAAUCUCCAAGUCUUGGUAUUCCUUUUUACACCCUGAAGAUAUAUGGGAAGGACAAACCAAACAUAUUCAAUUAAUCAAGUCUCGCCAUGAAAUGGGUUGUAUGCUUACAGUGCGCAUGCUCAUGGCAAACGGACAACAUAUCUGGGUUAACAUGGUCAUGCAUGUGAGGCAAGCACUAGCCAACAGUGACGACCCUGUCGUGGUGUGUGUCAAUCAAGUAAUCAAUGAGGACGAGGCUUGUCAGUUAAGAGGUCCAGCCUAUGCCUAUUCCACGGCCUGCGCAACACAAGUUCCCGCCAUAGAUAUGCUACCUCCUGGAGCUGCUUACUAUCCGAUGGCAGCCUCCAUACAACCGGAAGACCUACUGACACCACACAUGCAGCAGAUUGUCUACGACGAUCCGAUGGCGCAUGCCUAUACGACAUUUAGCCUAGAUAGGCAUCACCAUCACCACCAUCACCACCUCCACCCUUCACAUGCGCAUCACCAGCAGCAGCAGCAACAGCAGCAACAUCAUCAUCAUCAGCAGCAGCAGCAACAGACACAACAGCAGCAUCCAUCUUCGCAUCACCACCAUCAUCAUCAUCAGCAGCAGCACCACCAGCACCUUCACCAGCAGCAAACUAGCCACCAACAGAUUCCGCCACACCAUCAUUCUCAUCCGCAGCCACAUCCCCAUCAUCAUCAUCAUCAUCAUCAUCUUCAACAACAGCAACAACAACAACAACAACAUCAACAGCAACAGCAACAGCAUCUGUCUCCUUACGGAAUUCCUUUACAAGCUUAUCCUAAGAUGGCACCCACAGGAGGAUGCGGUUAUGUGAACACAGGGCAAUCGGCUGGUCCCGCCCUGCCACAACUUCCACCACCACCG